Molecule: messenger RNA, 1719 nt
Organism: Haliotis rubra (blacklip abalone)
Lineage: Eukaryota; Metazoa; Mollusca; Gastropoda; Lepetellida; Haliotidae
Product: tubulin beta chain
Exons: 3
Coding region: 103-1443 (446 amino acids)
Biological process (GO): microtubule cytoskeleton organization; mitotic cell cycle
Cellular component (GO): microtubule; cytoplasm
Molecular function (GO): GTP binding; GTPase activity; structural constituent of cytoskeleton
Source: RefSeq, a predicted model, not a curated record
CCGUUUCCAUAAUUAGUAGUAUAUAUACCGGUCGGUGGCUGUUCAGCGCAUACUCAGUUUCUCGUCAGUGUUCGUGCAACUAGGUCUCUAUUACAAGUCAGAAUGAGGGAAAUCGUACAUUUACAAGCUGGACAAUGCGGAAACCAGAUCGGAGCUAAGUUCUGGGAGGUGAUCUCCGACGAGCACGGCAUCGACCCCACCGGCACCUACCAUGGUGACUCCGACCUCCAGUUGGAGAGAAUCAACGUCUACUACAACGAGGCUACAGGAGGCAAAUAUGUCCCCCGUGCUGUCUUGGUCGACCUGGAGCCAGGAACUAUGGACUCUGUCCGAUCUGGUCCUUUCGGACAGAUCUUCCGUCCAGACAACUUUGUGUUCGGUCAGAGCGGUGCUGGCAACAACUGGGCCAAGGGUCACUACACAGAAGGUGCUGAGCUGGUAGAUUCCGUGUUGGAUGUUGUUCGCAAAGAGGCCGAGAGCUGUGACUGUCUUCAGGGCUUCCAGCUGACCCACUCUCUUGGUGGCGGCACCGGGUCAGGCAUGGGCACCCUCCUCAUCAGUAAGAUCAGAGAGGAGUACCCAGACAGAAUCAUGAACACUUUCUCCGUUGUGCCAUCACCAAAGGUGUCCGACACAGUCGUCGAGCCCUACAACGCCACUCUGUCAGUCCAUCAGUUGGUUGAGAACACAGACGAGACAUACUGUAUCGACAACGAGGCUCUGUACGACAUCUGCUUCAGAACACUGAAACUGACCACACCCACAUACGGUGACCUCAACCAUCUUGUGUCAGCCACAAUGUCCGGAGUGACCACCUGUCUGAGGUUCCCUGGUCAGUUGAACGCCGAUCUCCGUAAACUGGCUGUCAACAUGGUGCCCUUCCCCCGUCUUCACUUCUUCAUGCCCGGCUUCGCUCCCCUCACCUCCAGAGGAAGCCAGCAGUACCGUGCACUCACUGUGCCCGAGCUCACCCAGCAGAUGUUCGAUGCCAAGAACAUGAUGGCUGCCUGUGAUCCCCGUCACGGCCGCUACCUUACUGUGGCAGCAAUCUUCCGUGGUCGCAUGUCCAUGAAGGAGGUCGAUGAACAGAUGCUUAAUGUCCAGAACAAGAACAGCAGCUACUUCGUUGAAUGGAUCCCCAACAACGUCAAGACCGCCGUCUGUGACAUCCCACCACGUGGUCUCAAGAUGUCUUCAACCUUCAUCGGCAACAGCACUGCAAUCCAGGAGCUGUUCAAGCGCAUCUCCGAGCAGUUCACGGCCAUGUUCAGGAGAAAGGCUUUCCUCCAUUGGUACACUGGCGAGGGCAUGGAUGAGAUGGAGUUCACUGAGGCCGAGUCCAACAUGAACGACUUGGUGUCUGAGUACCAGCAGUACCAGGACGCCACCGCCGAGGAAGAGGGAGAGUUUGACGAGGAAGAGGGAGACGAGGAAGCCGCCUAAUAUGCCUGAGUCAGUUGACAUCAAGCCUUAUGACAUUGUUUGGCAUUUCGCAAAGGGACCAAAAAUAAAACGCAAAGAAAGUCGGCCAAAUACUGAUGUGCAAUUAUAGUCAAUGUUAUUUAUUAUUCCGCAACAUCGUGAACCAUUUCGACAUUUUUGUCAGACUUUUCAAAAUGCUGAAUCAAACGCUUCAACGCGAAACAUGUUUAUAUGUGAUAUUCAUUUUGAUGUUACAACCGGGUGAAUAAACCACUUGCAAUGUCGAUACAAUUAAAA